Mugil cephalus (flathead mullet) is the source of this 1239-nucleotide messenger RNA. It is a transcript of the gene sfr1, whose product is annotated as SWI5-dependent homologous recombination repair protein 1. Gene Ontology annotation, cellular component: Swi5-Sfr1 complex. The transcript is spliced from 3 exons. Gene Ontology annotation, biological process: positive regulation of DNA-templated transcription; double-strand break repair via homologous recombination. The record is from RefSeq and is a predicted model, not a curated record. NCBI's taxonomy places the organism in Eukaryota, Metazoa, Chordata, Actinopteri, Mugiliformes, Mugilidae. Bases 429 to 1064 code for a protein of 211 amino acids.
AACAGAAGUAAGAGUUUACACAAUCUAUGCCAUGUAAAGCGAGAAAUAACCUAACGUUAUGUUUGUGCCGAUAACUACAGCUCCCAAGAGCCCUUUCGGUAACGCGUCGUCAACUUCUGUCCAAUCAGGAGCUUCGACGGCUUUGCGCCGCAAAAAUACGGAAAAACAAAACUGUCACGUCGUCUCCUCUUUAUAUUUUACUCCCGGUUUAUUGAUGGCUGUUGGCAGCUCGGGAGUUAUUUUGAACACUUUUAUCAAUACUCAAGAAUAAGUAUCCGUGCUAGUUUCUCUUUUCCAAAGGCGUGUUUUCGUACUUGUUGCGGGACUAACUAAUUUUCCCUAAAUUGGCAUAAAAUAGCAUAAAUUUUAAUCUGUGUUCCCGUUGCAAGAACAACAUUAGUUUACACGAGUCAAAGUCGUUUUCGCCAAUGGAUAUCACUCCUAAAUCUGCCAAAUUAAAACCUGGCUGUUCACCUUAUAACUCGCAUGAGACGAGCCCCUAUGAAUACAAAGAGGACCAGCAUCAUCCAAAACUGAGUUCCUCCCUGAAGGAGAGGCUGAAGAGAUCGAGGCGCUCCUUCACCUCACCCCUCUCUGUGGCCAAGCGCCUUUGUGUUGAUGAGCUGGAGGAGGAUGGCCGACGAGUUUCAACAGAUUCCCUGGAGGUCGUUAAUAAUCUUGCCCUCGUCGUGCACGAUGUUGACAUAAACACAAGUGAAGCGGCAAGAUCAGGGAGGGAGAAGUUUCCUGGACCUGUUCCCGAACCAGCACAGUUCCCUUCAGAAGAGUUUGUACAACAGCUCAGGAAGGAGGUUAAAGACAAAACAGAGACUGUGCGGAGACUCAAGAUGGUUAAAAUGUACAGGAGCAAGAAUGACUUAACUCAGCUCCAAACCCUGAUUGACAAGUGGCGAAGUUGUGCCCAGUCCGCGCUGUACGAGCUCCAGUCAAAUGUCCCGGUAGAAGGACAGAAGGCCAACCUGUCUGAGCUCAUAGAUCUCUUUGGUCUGGAGGACGGCAUUCUCCACUACGACCGCACAGAAGAGGACUUCACGACCAAAUAAUACGCUUUGAAACACACACAAUACGUGUCAUGAGUUUACAAAAACACUUCAGAGUGAGAGUCUCAUUACCAGCGUCUCAAAUGAAGUACAAGUUGUAUUUGUUGCUUUAUUUGUUAUACAUUUCAUGUUCAGUUUCACUGCUGAGAGAAGUGCAAAUAAAACGCGUUAUCCGUUG